Klebsormidium nitens is the source of this 1111-nucleotide messenger RNA. The record is from the annotation of a GenBank genome assembly. NCBI's taxonomy places the organism in Eukaryota, Viridiplantae, Streptophyta, Klebsormidiophyceae, Klebsormidiales, Klebsormidiaceae.
CGCAACUUUUGAGCAAAAAAGUGAUACUACAUCUGCAGAAGAGAAGAAGUGGCAAGCAAGCGAGGCAAAGGAUAUCUAUCUAGAGCGCGUUCAGGACGAGGGUUCGUUUGUUGUACACAGUACAGUGUCUACACGUCCUUGGUGGUGGUGUCUCAAGCUCGCCACGCUGCAAUGGUGGGGCGAGGGCGAGGCGGCCGGGGGGGAGGCAAAGCAGCGGCAAUUGGUGAUGGACGGUCUGGUAGGAAUGCAGCCAAGGGGGGCGUGCAGAAGCAGAGUUGGAAGGGGGGCCAAGGGAAAAAGUCUGAUCGAGGGGGUGGUAAGAGAGGCAGAGGGCGUGGGGGCAAGAAGGGGCAGACAGUAACAAAGGAGUCCCUUGAUGCAGACUUAGACAAGUGGCGACUGGGAGAUGCCAACAGUGCCAAGAAAAUGUUGGACGACGACCUGGACACUUACUUCAGCAAGAAGGAGACUGCCCCGGAGGAGAAGCCUGCCGAGACGAGUGCCCCGGUAGUGACGGAACCCCCUCCAGCUGACCUUCCGGACAGCAAGGCCAUGGAGAGCUGAUCUGCUUGGUUGAGGAUGAGCCCCCUAAUGAAAAUGAGGUUUUAAGGGAAUAGAGUUCGUUGAUUUGUGAAGGUUUUGACCUUUUGCUUCAUAUCCAGGAAGGUGAACUCAUGCCACUUGUGUAGGCAUCACGCAGCGCAGCGUAGACCUGCCAGAUUGCAAAAGCUGUUUGCAGACUGGGGUUAUCUUAGUUGCAGUUUCUUGGAGGUAGGCGGGACUGGUCGUGGAAAGCUUACGUGGGAGGCGGAUCCAAAACGUGUGAUUGUUAUUCCUAUCGGGCUGGACUGCUUCUAUGGAGUCCGAACUGAAAGCCAACUGCUUGAACUACUUCCGGCCAACUCAAAUAGUGCUAGCUCCUAUCCAUAUUGCAGCUUGCGACUUAGAGCAUAGUUACCUAUUGCAAGUCGUCAUGCCCACCUUAGGAGCUUAGAAGGGGAGCUGAGAGUUUUACAAAGCAUACCACCCUUGGAUCGCAAUGGAUUAGCAACGGCCGGGACGCAUCCGACUGCUGCUGCUUUGUGCACUUUCGGACGCUCUUGUUUUGAAG